Aphidius gifuensis is the source of this 1665-nucleotide messenger RNA. RefSeq names its product pro-resilin-like. The transcript is spliced from 5 exons. Gene Ontology annotation, biological process: positive regulation of transcription by RNA polymerase II. Lineage: Eukaryota; Metazoa; Arthropoda; Insecta; Hymenoptera; Braconidae. Gene Ontology annotation, molecular function: transcription coactivator activity. The coding region runs from base 209 to 1411 and encodes 400 amino acids. Gene Ontology annotation, cellular component: RNA polymerase II transcription regulator complex. The record is from RefSeq and is a predicted model, not a curated record.
CGGUCAAGUAUAUAAGACUGAUCCAUCGUUGAUUUUAGACAUGUUGGAGCAAAGCGUGUCUUCAACCUGUGCACAAUUACAAAUUUUUUAUUAUUAUUUUUUUUAAAUAAAAAAUAAUUAAUUUAAAUAAAAAAAAUUAACGCGAGUUUGUUUAUAAUAUUUGUUUUUAUUAAUUAAUUUUAUUUAUUGUUUGAUAAACAAGUGAAUCAUGAGAUCAAUUAGGAAAUUAGCCAAUAAGGCUUUUGGUACUAUUCUUGCAGUUGCACUUGUGUUACCAGCAUGCAUUGCUGAAGCUCCACUUGGUAACUAUCUUCCUCCAUCAACAAAUUAUGGUACACCAAAUCUAGGAGGUGGUAGCUUUGGUGGUGGCGGUGGUGGUGGUGGUGGUUAUAGCAGUGGUGGUUCAAGUGGAGGAUACUCUGCUCCAUCAUCAGGAUAUGGUGCUCCAAGUACCGGUAGUUUUGGUAGCGGUGGUGGAGGUGGUGGUGCACCAUCUCAAUCUUACGGUACUCCAAGUUUUGGUGGUAGUAAUUCUGGUAGUUUUAGCAGUGGAUUCUCUGCUCCAUCACAAUCAUACGGUGCUCCAAGUAGUCCACCAUCACAAUCAUAUGGUGCUCCAGCUCAAAGACCACAACAAAGUUAUGGUGCUCCAGCUCCAAGACCACAACAAAAUUACGGUGCUCCAGCUCCAAGACCACAACAAAACUAUGGUGCCCCAGCUCCAAGACCACAACAAAAUUAUGGUGCUCCCGCUCCAAGACCACAACAAAACUAUGGUGCUCCAGCUCCAAGACCACAACAAAACUAUGGUGCUCCAGCUCCAAGACCACAACAAAAUUAUGGUGCUCCAGCUCCAAGACCACAACAAAGCUAUGGUGCUCCAUCUCAAAAACCAUCAUCAGGCUAUGGUGCUCCAGCAAUACCAUCAAGCAGCUAUGGUGCUCCAAGCACUGGUGGUUACUCUGGAUCAAAUGGUGGAAGUUCUGGUGGAUACAGUAAUGGACCAUCAUCUGGCUAUGGUGCACCAGCACCAACUGGUUCCGGAUACAGCAAUGGUGGUGGUUCAUCUUCAGGUGGAUAUAGCAAUGGUGGUUCAUCAGGUGGAUACAGCAGCGGUGGUGGUUCAUCAUCCGGUGGAUAUAGCAGCGGUGGAGGUUCAUCAUUAGGUGGAUAUAGCAGUGGUGGUUCAUCAGGUGGAUAUAGCAGCGGUGGUGGUUCAUCAUCAGGUGGAUACAGCAGCGGUGGUGGUUCAUCAUUAGGUGGAUACAGUGGAUCUUCAUCAAGUGGUUCCAGCAGUUUUGGAGGUUCAAGCAGCUUUGGUGGAUCAGCUCCAUCAAAUGAAUACGGUGCACCAUCAAACACUGGAAGUAGUGGACAAAGUUAUGCCAGCAACGGUGGUUAUUCAUACUAAUAACAUUUCAAUUAUCAAUCCUCACUGAGUAACCUUAUUUCAAUUGAUCUUGACUGUUUUUUUUUUUUUUUUUUUAAUUUUUCGCUUCAACUUGCCAUAUUCUUACAAGUGAAUUUUAUAUUGAAGAAAAUUUAUAAACAAAAAAAAAAAAAAAAUCCAAAACCAAGUUUCGAGAAAUAUCUGUAUUUUAUCAUUGAAACUUUAAUAAUAUUUCAAUUGAAGAAGGCAUCACUUGAAAAGGGAAAGAGACAAAA